AUGGAACCCAGAAGCUUAUCACCAACAGAUGCCAACCACAAGGCGCAAUCUAUAGAGUGGCCUCUUUCCCACAGCUCACAUUCCCCACAACCCACAAUCCUCAUUCCCACAACCCAUAACCACUGUUUUCACAACCUGCAACCCCCAUUCCAACAAUUCACAACCCUGUUCCCAAAACCCCAAUUACCCUUCCUACAACCUACAAUCCCCAUUCCCACACUCCCACAAUCCCUAAAACCUACAACCCAUAAUUCCCCCACACAAUCCCCAGUUCCCAUAACCCCCCCACAAUUCCAACAAUCCCCAUUCCCCCCCCCACAAUCCCCCAUUCCCACAAUCCCCCAUUCCCACAAUCCUCCAUUCCCACAAUUCCCCAUUCCCACAAUCCCCCAUUCUUACAGUCCCCCAUUCCAACAAUUCCCACAAUCCCCCAUUCCCCCCCCCCCACACAAUACUCCAUUCCCAAAAUUCCCACAGUCCCCCAUUCCCACAAUCCCCCAUUCCCACAAUUCCCACAAUCCCCCAUUCCCACAAUCCCCCAUUCCCACAAUCCCCAUUCCCACUGUCCCACAUUCGCACAAUCCCCCAUUCCCACAAUCCCCCAUUCCCACAAUUCCCCAUUCCCACAAUCCCCCAUUCCCACAAUUCCCACAGUCCCCCAUUCCCACAAUCCCCAUCCCCCACACACAUAAUCCCCAAUUCCCACAAUCCCCCAUUCCACAAUCCCCCACAUACAAUUCCCACAAUCCCCCCAUACAAUUCCUCGCACAGGUAUUGAUCACGCAGCCCUCAACGCGACCUGGAGCCACACUAAGAUUCAAGACAGUCCAGGUGGCGACCUGCAACUGA
This is a messenger RNA of Penaeus monodon (black tiger shrimp), 849 nucleotides long. RefSeq names its product extensin-like. The coding region runs from base 1 to 849 and encodes 282 amino acids. The transcript has 2 exons. NCBI's taxonomy places the organism in Eukaryota, Metazoa, Arthropoda, Malacostraca, Decapoda, Penaeidae. The record is from RefSeq and is a predicted model, not a curated record.